Messenger RNA from Microplitis demolitor, 2603 nucleotides. RefSeq names its product synaptic vesicle glycoprotein 2C. The coding region runs from base 440 to 1978 and encodes 512 amino acids. Gene Ontology annotation, cellular component: membrane. Gene Ontology annotation, biological process: transmembrane transport. Lineage: Eukaryota; Metazoa; Arthropoda; Insecta; Hymenoptera; Braconidae. Gene Ontology annotation, molecular function: transmembrane transporter activity. The record is from RefSeq and is a predicted model, not a curated record. The transcript has 11 exons.
GCUCCCUCGCCACAAUUUCCUUCCCUAUAUUCAUCACUAAAAAAUAAAAUAAAUAAUAGUUAUGAUUUUUUAAUCCAUAAACAAAAAAUAAAAAACUUGAAACUAAAGAUUUCAAGUAAGACUAUCUUGAAGUAUAGUCAUCAUCACUAUCGUCUAGUCACAGUUAAAUUUAAAUAAAAAUUCCAUUGUAAAUUCUGAAAAUAAUUGUUAAUUAAAUUAAACGGAGAGAGUAAUUUCGCUGUGAGAUAAAAUCCACAAUCAGAUAUCAGUUGCUCACCAAUGAGUGAGGGGAGUGGUUGGCAAAGACAAAACCGUGGAACACGAUCAAGAAUCAGACAUUGUUUUACAUCAACCAGAAGGAUCAUAUUACUCCCACCUUGCACCCAAAUUUCAAACGCAUUAUUUAUCACGGAGCACUACGGAAUCGCCGGAUAUAGCCAUGGGGCUCGACUUCCUGGCCGACGGAGGUGCCGACUUCGAACAUGCCAUCACCGUCACAGGUUUUGGUAAAUUCCACUACAUGCUGCUGACUAUUUGCGGCCUAAUUUACAUGGAUACAGCGAUAGGAGUAACAAUAAUAUCAUUCGUUCUACCUGCAGCACAAUGCGACCUUCAAAUGGAUUCAACAUCCAAAGGAUGGCUCACGGCAUCGCCCAUGUUCGGAAUGGUAAUAGGGUCAUAUUUUUGGGGAUGUCUGGCUGAUACGAAAGGUCGUAAAGUGGUUCUUAUCGCAACUUUAAUGAUGGAUGGAAUAGUAGGAGUUAUAUCUUCUUUUGUUCAACAUUUUUGGGCUUUUUUGAUCUUUAGAUUCUUCAAUGGAUUUGCGAUAACUGGAGCAAUGGGAAUAUGCUUCCCAUACUUGGGCGAAUUCCAACCUACAAAAUAUCGUGAGAAGAUACUAUGCUGGAUGGAAAUGUUUUGGACUAUUGGUGUUAUUGCCUUGCCAUUGAUUGCUUGGUUAAUAGUACCUUUAGACUUCACUUAUUCAUCCGAUUCUUUUUAUUUCAAAUCAUGGAAUCUCUUCGUUGCUCUAUGUGCACUUCCUUCACUCACAUUAUCGCUCUGGCUGUUUGCCUUUCCCGAGAGCCCGAAAUUUCUUCUCGAGUGCGGCGAAACUGAUAAAGCAUUAGAAGUUUUUAGAUGGAUCUAUUCCCAAAACACAGGACAAGAAAUGGAAUCAUAUCCUGUUAAAUCAUUACAAGAAAAGUCAAAUCCAAAAGAUAUUAGUACAAGGACUCUGAGGUUACAUAAACAUAAAGAAUUAAAAGUUCUUUGUUCAGAAGUUUGGGAACUUACAAAAGCAUUGUGUAAACCUCCUUAUCUUCGUAAUACUGCUCUUGCUUGCGCAAUACAAUUUGGGCUUACGAGCAGUUACUACACACUUAUGGUGUGGUUUCCUGAGUUAUUUACGAGGUUUGAAGAGUUUGAAGCUGAGCAUCCCGGCGAAACAACUUCAGUUUGCAUAGUUUCAUCUAUUUCACAUAAUACUACUGACACAUUCGAUUCUUAUGGAUGUGGAACAGUGAUUACAUCUGAUGUGUAUCUUCAUACUGUUUAUAUCGGACUUGCUUGUUUGCCAGGCUCAAUAAUACUUCCCAUUUUCAUUCAUAAAGUCGGUGCCAAACUUUUCAUCAUUGUUUCAUUGAUAAUUUCUGGCGCUGUUACCAUUGGAUUUUACUACGUUGUAAAUUCUGAUCAAAAUUUAAUACUGUCAUGUGUGUUUGAAGCACUUACUUCUCUAGGAAUUUCCCUUGUCUACUGUGUAAUAGUAGAUAUGUUUCCAACUAAUUUAAGGGUAAUGGCAGCAGCAUUAUCUCUUACCAUGGGGAGAUUAGGUGCGCUUGUUGGUAAUUUAGUAUUCGGAUAUCUCAUUGAUCUGGCUUGUAUAGUACCUGUCGCGCUUUUUGCGGCCUUUUUAUUCGUGUGUGGAUUACUUUCAAUCUUAUUACCACGAACUGGCAAAGAAACUUUGGAUUGAUCUAAGUAAAGAAUACGCGUCCAUUAAUAAAUUGUUACGCCUUCAACAAAUAAAAAAAAUGAAUCAAUAAUUAGAUAUACUCGCGAAUUAGUUAAUAAGCUCAAUGUACCAAAGGGAACGUAUAGCUUAUGUUUAUUUUCUAUUUUAGAUCUUUCGGGUUCAGUUUUGAACGACGUAUAAUAAUUAUAACUGUUGUUUGUUUUAUAUACUUUAUAAAAAUAGAUAUAGAUAUGAUUAAGUAGGCAAAAAUAAUAUAAUGUUAUUAAAUUUGUAUAAAAUAAUAAUAUCGCGGCGUUUGUGAGUGUGAUGGUUAUAUCAAAUAAGUAUUUAUUUGUUCUCAUAUUUUAUAGUUGUAGUUAGUGAAAUUUGUCUUUUUAAAAAUUUAACGUGCCUAUUUAAUUUAUGCUUUACUAAUUAUUAAUUUAUAGAGGAGAUCGGAUUAUUUUAAGUAUCAAAUAUUUAUAUUGAUAAUUUAUAAAAUCAUUUUUUUUUUAUUCAAGUAUUGUAGAAAAAAAAACAUUCCAAUGUGUUUUUACUUAUACUGUUUAAAUAAAAAAAUCUUUGAUUAUCAAAUUAGAUAAAGUAGAAAUUAAUAGAUAAAUAUAAAAAACGACUUUGAUCUCUU